AUGGCCGACGAUGCGCAGCAUGAACAUACCUUCGACAGCGCCGACGCUGGCGCUUCCGCCACUUAUCCGAUGCAAUGCUCCGCCCUGAGAAAGAACGGUUUCGUUGUCAUCAAGGGCCGCCCCUGCAAGAUCGUUGAUAUGUCCACCUCCAAGACUGGAAAGCACGGUCACGCAAAGGUCCACCUUGUUGCUCUCGAUAUCUUCACUGGCAAGAAGCUUGAAGAUCUCUCUCCUUCCACCCACAACAUGGAGGUCCCAAACGUUACUCGCAAGGAAUAUCAGCUUAUCGAUAUCUCUGAAGAUAACUACCUUUCCCUUAUGGCUGAUGAUGGUUCCACCAAGGAUGAUGUCAAGCUUCCAGAGGGUGAAGUUGGCGAGAAGAUUGAGAAACUAUUCCGUGUUGAAGAGAAGGAUACUAAUGUUGUUGUCUUGACUGCUAUGGGCGAGGAAGUCGCCAUGGAUGCUAAGGAAGCUCCCAAGACUGCCUAA
Messenger RNA from Uncinocarpus reesii 1704, 489 nucleotides. RefSeq names its product eukaryotic translation initiation factor 5A-1. Gene Ontology annotation, biological process: positive regulation of translational elongation; positive regulation of translational termination. Bases 1 to 489 code for a protein of 162 amino acids. The record is from RefSeq and is a predicted model, not a curated record. Gene Ontology annotation, molecular function: RNA binding; ribosome binding; translation elongation factor activity. NCBI's taxonomy places the organism in Eukaryota, Fungi, Ascomycota, Eurotiomycetes, Onygenales, Onygenaceae. The transcript has 4 exons.